Messenger RNA from Spodoptera litura, 3139 nucleotides. It is a transcript of the gene HGTX, whose product is annotated as HGTX homeodomain transcription factor. Gene Ontology annotation, biological process: regulation of transcription by RNA polymerase II; cell differentiation. Gene Ontology annotation, molecular function: RNA polymerase II cis-regulatory region sequence-specific DNA binding; DNA-binding transcription factor activity, RNA polymerase II-specific. Lineage: Eukaryota; Metazoa; Arthropoda; Insecta; Lepidoptera; Noctuidae. The record is from RefSeq and is a predicted model, not a curated record. Gene Ontology annotation, cellular component: nucleus.
CGAGCGGGCGCACGCAUUGCUCUCUGGAGUGCAAUGACCGAGUGACGUCCAUCGGACUUGUGUGUAUAUUGUAUAUGCAGUGAACUGUACCGAGAUGUCGGAGUUGCGUGGUUCGCCGCCCUUGUCCCGUGGGCUCGAGAACGGUUUCGGGGCUCCGCUGGCGGCGCUGAGCUCGCUGGCCGAGGCGCCUCCUCCGGCGCCGAACCCUCACGGCAUCGACCAUAUCUUAUCUCGUCCGACGGUGGGCAGCAACGUGGGUGCCGGUCUUCUCGCGCCGCGGUUGUCGCUGGCGGCGGCGGCGGCUGGCAUGGCGCACUACCUGCAGCACAAGCCGCUCUACUGGCCUGGCUUCCAGGGCCUCGUCUCCAACCCCAUGGCGUGGCGAGAGCGCCUGCAGUCCAAUUUUGUUGCAGUGAGCAACGGCGCGCUGAGCGCGUGUUCUCAGGGUGGCAUGGACAAGGACGGCAAGAAGAAGCACACGAGGCCUACCUUCAGUGGACAGCAGAUUUUCGCGUUGGAGAAGACCUUCGAGCAGACUAAGUACCUCGCCGGACCGGAGCGGGCCAAGCUCGCGUACGCGCUCGGCAUGACCGAGUCACAAGUCAAGGUCUGGUUCCAAAACAGAAGAACGAAAUGGCGGAAAAAGCACGCGGCUGAGAUGGCGACCGCAAAACGUAAGCAGGAGGAGCUGGGCGAGGAAUGUGACGACCAGGAGCAGCAUGACAACGAGUGUAGUGACGAGGAGGAGGCGAAGAGGCCGCGCCUCGACAUCCACCACAUGCACCACCAGCUGCCGCACCGGCAGUGAUCCCGCACCCCGGGCGAGUCCGCCCGAGACGCCGGCCUGCAUGCCAGCGCCACCUUCAGCCCCACUGACUCCUACUACCAGGAGUUCGCCGGCUACAAAGAGGAGGAGGCGCCCUGCGACCUGUCCAACUGGCAGGUGCGCAGGUUCGAGGACGUGCCGCGGUCCGGUGACAGUGACAAUGUGAACAGUGACAGCCUCAGUGUCGAGGACGAGCAGCCCAUCAACUUCGCGUACUAUCACUUCUGACUGUACCAGUGAACUAGUGAAGUGGCCACCACGUCCCAGUGUAGCACUUAAGGACUUCCAACUAUUAAUUAUUAAUUCAAUCGAUAUCUUUUUACAGUCACAUUGUUUGUUAAAGUCUAGGACGAGUGUCUGUGGACGCUGUACGCUAAGUGCUAUGUAAAAACGAUUAUAUUAAAGUAAUUACGUUUAUAUGACUGUAAAUAUUUCUAGUAUAAGUAGUCAUGUGAUAAAUUAUAAGUAAUUUAUUGAUAAUUUUAGAUUUUACAUGUAUUAUGUGAGCGUACACUUGUAAAUUGUAUGAAUCUUGACACCGGUGCCAAUUUCCUAUCUGUAGUUAUAUUUCGAAUAUAAAGAGUAGAGUUUAUUUGGAAGCUGUUCGUAUUUAUUGUCAUUCAAAGUGCCAGAUUAUUAUUACAGAAGUAAUGUGCGUAUACAUUAAGCCGCCACUGUCCGCUCUGAGAACUUACUUUAGCUGAGACAAUUAUGUACUUUGCAAUUUCUUUGUAUGAAAUACAUAUAUGUAGUAUGUUUCUAAAUGAAGUAGACACGAGUACAAUGACCUCACUCAGGCUGUGUGUAGAUAUAAAUAGGCACAUUAGCCCCGGCCACAUAAAGACACACACUUAGCGCUAAUGGUGUGAACAAGCCAUUAUUUGUCAGUAUUUUUCAUAUAUAUUACUGUUACAACUUGCUGAAAUAUCUUACAAAAAGGAUGUCUGUAUUACUGAAACUGACUUAAGUAUAAUAUAACGCCAAUAUUUUCUUGCUGAAAUGAGUAAGUAGAUGUAACAUCAUAAAAAACAUUGUUUCAAAAUAAAUUCAGAGACAGUAAAGUUACUGAACAAUAUUGCAAUGUGCUUACUUUCAACAGAAACAAAUCUUGCUACUCAAUCGCAGUAUUUUCCUUUUUUAAUAGAGAAUACGGUGUCUAAAAUAUAAUUAUGUAUUGUUGAAUACAAAACAUGUAUUAUAGUUUUGAGUGAGGUUAUACUACAUAUAAUUUUGAGGCUAAAAUGCUUACCCAGUUUAUUCAAAUCUAUACUUGAAUAGUUUCUAAAAUAGUCUACAUUUUAAAAUUUUCAGCAUUUUAUAAACGAUGUCGACGUAAAAUUGUUACUUUUCAUCGUAGCCAGUUUCUUUUGAUUGUUUUUAUUUUCUAAUUAUAAUAUUGUUAAGGUCAUGUACAGAUGUUUCCUUAAUACUUGUAAAUACUAUUUAAUAAUUACUUAUAACAAUAAUGUCGCUAGAGGCAUCGCAAUAUGUAUAUUGUACAUUUUAAAUAUAAAACGUGUAAAUAGAUAUUUAAACGAAUUUAACUAUUGUAACUAACUACGAGUAGUGAUGACCACGCCAGUACUAUUAUUGAGUAAAUGUGCAUUAUUCGAAACUUUUUGCUGUUAAACUCAUUCACAUUUUUUUAUUAAUCUUAAAGAUGUGCCUGGCACAAAACAGUCUUAUUACAAAUUUUGAUUUUGGAAUUUUUAUUUCUUUUUAAAACUAUUGUAUUACCGAGACAGAACCAUUUGAAUUCAAGACGAAAACGUAUUGUUUAGAACUCUGACUGCUAUAAAUAAUUACAAUAUGUUAUCUAUGCUUUUUUUAAUCUUUUUUAUGUAUGUUUUGCUCACAAUUCGUAAUACAACCUAUAUAGUUUGCAAGCAUAAAAUCAACAAAAUAGUAGAAGUUUUAUUAAAAGACUGAACAUUUUUUAUUUCUAUGAGCUAUUAACGCAGAAUGAUGCACAUUUAUCACACAUACAUACAUCUGUUACAUACACAAGUAAGAUUAUAUAGAGAAUGAGCUUCAACCGUUACGAGAUUAAUUCGCUUAUAAAUGCACACAAAUAUAAAUUAUUACAUUAUUAAGUGUCUGUAACAGCUUGUCAUAGUAAAAUAAAACCGCAAAUCAAGUUAUCUUAUUCCAUCCCGCCCUAAUACAUUUUGAACUCUAUAUCUUUGGAAUACAGUUCCAAAUGUAUUGCAGAAUGAAAGGUAGUUUGAUGUGCGGUCUGUACUGUACUACAGCAUUCUAAGAUAACAUGUUUAGAUAAUAAAAAGCGUGGAAACUCUGCGUAAUGUGGUUCAA